Molecule: messenger RNA, 1555 nt
Organism: Fukomys damarensis (Damara mole-rat)
Lineage: Eukaryota; Metazoa; Chordata; Mammalia; Rodentia; Bathyergidae
Product: lipopolysaccharide-binding protein-like
Exons: 14
Coding region: 293-1555 (420 amino acids)
Biological process (GO): positive regulation of macrophage activation; macrophage activation involved in immune response; acute-phase response
Molecular function (GO): lipopolysaccharide binding
Source: RefSeq, a predicted model, not a curated record
AAGGACUAGCUGAUCCCUGAAGACCCCAGCUGUGGAUACAGGACACAUAAUGCAAAGCCAGCUCACAGGGUCCUGGCGGCACUGAGGGUCAGAUCACCAGGGGUGGGAGCAGCUAGCUGUGGGGGUGGCGUCAAAGAAGAAAAGUCUGUGGUCUCAGAGUGUUGGGAGGGAGGACCUGAGCAGACCUGGAAAGACGCACAGGAGCCUGAAGAUCCAUCACUUCAAUAUCCAGAACUGGGAUCUGAGUCUACUUCCACUGCUGGGCAUAAAGGCUUCUCUGUCCAGUAACUACAUGUCUAUAGAUGGGAGCUGGAAGGUGAACAAGGCAUUCAUCACCCUACAUGGCACCUUUAACAUGAAGAUAUACAGCAUUUCCAUCUCAGUUUCUCUGAACUUGGGCAAGGAUCAGUCUGGACGGCCCACUGCCUCGGUGACUCAGUGUAGCAACUUCAUUGGUCACGUCAGCAUUGACAUUUCUGGAAGCUUAAGCUGGAUCCUAAACCUCUUCCAUGAAAGAAUUGAAAACAAUAUCAAAAUGGUCUUGGAGCAAAAGAUCUGCGAGAUGGCCAGGAAGUCCACCACUUCCUACCUGGAGCCUUAUCUCAGGAGUCUGCCAGUCACCCUGGUGAUUGAUCAGGUUGCUAGCCUUGACUACAGAUUGGUAGGAGCCCCCUGUGUGACCUCGGAAGGCCUGGAUACUCCCUUCAAGGGUGAAUUCUUCAGCGAAAGCCAUCCUUCACCAGUGCCUUUCGAAGCGCCCCCUAUGCUGCUGCCCCACAACACAAGUCGCAUGAUCUACUUGGCGGUCUCCGAAUAUACGUUCAACACAGCCAGCCGGAUUUACCAUCAGGCUGGGUACAUGAAGUUCGUCAUCCAAAAUGAACAUCUGAAGAAUCUGACAAGACUGGCUGCCAGAGAGUCAGCGAAAAAGUGGCGGAAGCAGAAUCUAAGGCCAAGAUGUCAGACCUCAAAGUCUACACCUCUAACCACCAUGAUGUCCUGCUUCUCCAGUAACUUCCUGCUUCUCCUACUGCAGAUUCCCCUAAACUCCCCAAUUCUACUGCAUACCAGCUCACUGCAGGCACUGAUCCCUCAGCUGGCCAAGUUGUACCCCAACAUGGAGGUAGAACUUGAGGCGUUGCCCGAGUCAGAACCGCUCCUGACCUUCACCCCUGGGAAUGUGACUCUCACGCCAGUGAUGGACAUCCGAGCCUUCGCCGUCCUGCCCAACUCCUCCGACCGCAGGCUACUCUUCCAGCUCAGGGCGAACACCAGUGUUUCCAUUACCAUCAGUGUGAACUCCGAUAGGAUCACUGGCUCAGUGACCACAGGAAGUAAACUGAACCUCGAACUGAAACACUCCAACAUCAGUGACAUCAAUGUGGAGCUCAUGGAAACCAUCUUCAACUACUACACACUCAACACCAUAUACCCCUCUCUCAAUGCAAAGCUUGAGGAGGGCUUCCCACUCCCUCUUCCCAGGAAGACCUCCCUCAACAGUGUGGAGUUCCAAAUUCACAAGAACUUCUUGCUCUUAGGAGCCAGCAUUGAUUAG